GUACCAAUCAUUCCGCAAGCCAGCCGGGAUCCUCCAAAGUAUAAAGAGACCUCGAGCAGACCAACUUCUGUGGACACCACCACCACCUAACCACACCCACAACCAACCCCCCCACAGCCGCCACCAUGCGCGUCCUCCUCACCCUCCUCUGGGUAUUCACGACCCUCGGCAGCGCCGCACUCACCUUCAGCCUGCAGCGGGCCGGCAACCCGAGCGCGGACCAGAACGACGCCUACCAGCGGAUCCAAUCGGCCAUGACGCAGGCGGUGGCGCGGUACAACCGGCUGGCGCCGCGGGCCAGCAAGGCGCUGACGGUGCAGUACGAGCCGUCGGUGGCGACGGCGGACGGCAACUUCAACGGCAACAUCCGGUUCGGCUCCAACCGCGCCUACAUGAACGAGCGCACCGCCCUGCACGAGAUCUCGCACACGCUGGGCAUCGGCCAGACGCGCGCCUUCGAUGACCGGUGUGCCGCCAACAACUGGCCCGGCGCGACGCGGCUGCUGCAGUCGUGGGAUGGGCAGGGGGCCAAGAUCAAUUGUGGUGGCGGGCAUAUUUGGCCGUAUGGGUUGAACUAUGAUGAUGAGAUGAGCGAGACGAAUGCGGAGAGGCAUUGUUUGUUGAUUGAUGCCAUGUUGGCGGAUGGGCUGGCGGGUUGAGCGAGGGGUUGUUGGGG
Chaetomium fimeti is the source of this 676-nucleotide messenger RNA. RefSeq lists its product as uncharacterized. The record is from RefSeq and is a predicted model, not a curated record. The transcript has a single exon. The coding region runs from base 126 to 659 and encodes 177 amino acids. NCBI's taxonomy places the organism in Eukaryota, Fungi, Ascomycota, Sordariomycetes, Sordariales, Chaetomiaceae.